This is a messenger RNA of Gastrolobium bilobum, 1233 nucleotides long. RefSeq names its product meiosis-specific protein ASY3-like. The coding region runs from base 1 to 1233 and encodes 410 amino acids. The record is from RefSeq and is a predicted model, not a curated record. Gene Ontology annotation, biological process: meiotic cell cycle. Lineage: Eukaryota; Viridiplantae; Streptophyta; Magnoliopsida; Fabales; Fabaceae. The transcript is spliced from 2 exons.
AUGGAUUUUGAAGCACGACGAAUUUUGCAUGAUGAGCAAGCGAGUAUUAGUCGGAGUUUUGGCAGCAAUAUUCAUCCGUCUAGCCAGUCAAGGAAAAUUUCUAUAGGAAUUAUGGCAGAUUCAAAAGCGAGCACAAGAUGUGGAGCCACGAAAGGGGACGGGGCUGUCAUUCCUAAUACAGAAAGGGUAAUCUCUAAUGUGGGAAAUUUCAUUGGAGAAAAAAGCAAAGUUGAAGGAGUGACAACUUCCUUUAAUACAAAGCAAAUUGAGGGUCCAGAAGCGGUGAAGUUUUCUUGGACCUCAAAAUCCGUUUACAAAAGAACACCUACUUCUGAGACCAUUCUUCAAGCCAACCAAGCCUCUACUUUCCUAGUCUCUCCAGGGGGCCCGGAUAAUCCGGAUGGAAUAGAGUGUGCAGCUGGGAAAAAUUCAGUUCAGCUUGUCUCAUAUCAGACUUCAAAUUUUCCUUCGAAUAAUUACAAGAAAUUUGAUGGGGAAACUAGCAAAAGGAAGGGAAGAAAGGAUGGGACCACUGAAAGGGUAGAGGAAUUUACAUUUAUCACUGCACCAGAAGUCUUCGAGUCUGAUAAAACCAAGCCAGAAGACAAAAUAAAUAGAACAGAGAAUAGAACUGAAAGUUUGAGGAUGAAGCUUCGCCAAAUAUUGGGGACCACUUCUUCCCCUAAGACUCAGCAUUCAGGUUCUCACGCUCGUAACAUGGAUGAUGAAAGUUUGCCGCUUGAACAGAAUUUGAACCAUGAGGAAAAUAAAUUUGUUAAGACCAGACAAAAUUCUGAUUCUAUAGAAUCUGAUUCAGAACAUCCUGAUCAUACACUUAAGAGGCCAGUAACUCGUUCUUGGAGCAGAAAGAAAGUGUCUUCCAAAAAUCAACCAGGAAAAGGUAAAAGUGUCCCAUCUUCAAAAGACACAGAGAAGCAUCGAGAAAAAAGUAUAUUCUCUUUUGAAGGUAAAAGGACUGGGAUGCGAGAUGGUUUUCCAAAUGAUGGUUCCUCAUUGUCUUUGAAGAAAAAUAAUCAGGCAAAGAAUUCCAGAAUUGGGCCACAUAAGAUCUGCUUCACUGAAAAUUAUACUGCAGAUAAACUUCAUCAAGACACUUCGAAGACGGAUCCACCACCGCUUGAUGGGGCAACAUCUUCACUUGGGAAUAAACUGGGAGGAUUUUUUGGUCGUUACCUGAUCAUCAGACAAAAUGCCCUCAGACACGGAAAAUAA